AUGACAGGCUGCGAUAUAGUAUACCACAUAGCUUUGCCGUUCCUCGUCCCACAGCUAAUCAAGGACGGGAUGAAAGACUGCAUCGAACCUGCUCUGCAAGGCACCAAGAACGUCCUUCAGUCCGUCAAUGAGACCCAAACUGUCAAGCGUGUCGUUCUCACAUCAUCCAUUGCAGCAAUCUACGGUGAUAGUGCAGAUGUGCUAGAGAUGAAAGACUCGACCCUUGCUGAAACAUACUGGAAUGUCACAAGCACCGCCGCCGAGAAUCCAUACAGUUACUCGAAAAUGAUUGCCGAGCGUGAGGCCUGGAAGAUGCAGAAAGCGCAAAACCGCUGGGACAUGGUCGUUAUAAACCCUGGACUCGUCCUUGGACCGUCUCUAUCACCCGAGUCAGCGUCUGGAUCCUUAUUCAUGAUCGAGAAUAUAUACCGUGGUGAGAACAAGAUGGGUGCACCUGAGCUUCAAUAUCCCAUUGCGGAUGUACGAGAUGUUGCAGAGGCACACGUGAAGGCAGGGGAGACUCCCAAUGCGAACGGAAGAUAUAUAAUUGCUGGUGAUCACAGCUUGAGCAUCUUAGACAAGGCAAACCUAGUUAGGCCGAUACACAAACAACCUAGCUUACUUCCCAAGAAGAAUCUUCCCAAGGUUAUGCUGUAUGCUGUCGGUCCCUUCAUGGGACUCUCAUGGAAAUGGGUAUGCGCGAACAUUGGCAUUGGGUACAAGGUCAAUAACCAGAAAAGCGUCCGAGAAUUGGGCCUCGUAUAUCGCCCGGUAGAAAGCGUCGUUCGAGACCACUACCAAUCUUGGCUUUCCACCCUAUCAGCAUAA
Botrytis sinoallii is the source of this 828-nucleotide messenger RNA. RefSeq lists its product as uncharacterized. Gene Ontology annotation, molecular function: oxidoreductase activity, acting on the CH-OH group of donors, NAD or NADP as acceptor. Lineage: Eukaryota; Fungi; Ascomycota; Leotiomycetes; Helotiales; Sclerotiniaceae. The record is from RefSeq and is a predicted model, not a curated record. The transcript is spliced from 2 exons. The coding region runs from base 1 to 828 and encodes 275 amino acids.